AUGGGUUCCCCCUUUUGGUGGCUGGCAGCUAUUCACAUACUGACUUUUCAACACAGAUCAUGCCUGGUUACAGGUCGACUUAUUAGCUCUUCUCCUAGUAGUUCCAUCAUUGGAGUCAUUGGAGAAAGCGUCGUUCUGCCCUGCCACGUGGUAGCAGAUAACAUUCCUGAGGUAUUCUCUGUCCAGUGGAUAUUUCAUGAACAGUCUCAAAAAAUAAAUGUGAGCAGAUAUGAUGGAAAGAAUAAAAAGGAGAAACACGAUGAGAGAUAUCAAGGCAGAACAGAAUUCUUCCACAGUGAAUUUAGAGCUGGCAACAUGUCUCUGCACUUGAAGAACGUCAGGAGCUCUGACAAAGGAUCAUACACUUGUGUCAUCUCUUUCAAUGACACGUACCAUGAUGUGUUGAUUGAACUGCAAGUGGCAGCUAAAGGUGGUGUGCCUUCCAUUUUCCUGAAGAGUCACAUGAAGCAGGGCAUUGGCCUCACCUGCCAUGCAGCUGGAUGGUUCCCUAAACCUGAGGUGAUUUGGCUGGAUGGCCAAGGACAGGUCCGGAAGGAACUAUCGACCACAAAGAUGACGAUGAUGCCUGCAGGCCUAUACAGUGUUGCAACUUCCAUGAACCUAAAUCCGGGCUCUGACAUGGAAGUCUCCUGCAGGAUAGUCAACAAUCUGCUAAAUACAACGAGCGAGUCCCGAGUCCUGAUCUCAGAUAUUUUCUUUCCCUCCAUUUCAAAAUGGCUGAUUACCUUACUGGUAAUUUUAUGUCUUAGCAUGGUCCUAAUUUCCACUGUAUUUUCUAAGCUGAGAAGUAACCACAAGAAAACAGUUAGCUCAGUGAAAGCGAAGAUGGAAAUGGAGGAAGAAAAAAACCAACUGAAGUCAAUGAUAGAAGGAGAGAAAACCAAAAAUCGAGCAGCAAAGUCCAAACUGAAAAAACGCUUUGGUCGACUGAAAGCAGAGCUGGAUUUCUGGGAAGCCAGAAGCCACGCAGUUCCCAUCACUGUGAAUCCUGACUGCCGCGUCCUGGAGCUCCAGGUGCCGGGGGCUCCACAUGCGGAGAGCAACGCGACUGGCCCAAACGCUCCCUCCCCAGUCCCUGUCCUGGUGGGGAAGGAAGGGUUUGCAGCUGGGAAACGCUACUGGGAGGUGGAGGUGGGCCAGCAGCAGGACUGGGUGCUGGGGGUGGUGAGGGAGAAAGGGAGACAGGAGGAGGAAGGGACUCGUCCUGGGGAGGACUACUGGGCUCUGCACAGGUCCCAGGGAGAGAUUUUCUCUAGCGAAGGAGACCGCAGGAUUAGGAAGCAGCAGAUGAGUAAUUCAGUGAUCGGUGUGCUUCUGGACUUGGAGGAAGGGCAAGUGAACUUCUAUGAAGCAGAGCAGAUGGGCGUCAUGGUGAGAAUGCCUCUAAGGCUUGGAAAGGAAUCUGCAGAAAUGUUUUACCCAUUUCUAUCCAAAACGGAAGGGACACACACACCUCUUGUCCUCCCGGUCUUAAUCCCUGUCCCUUUGGAGACACUGUAAAAGGAAAUUUUGAA
This is a messenger RNA of Gymnogyps californianus (California condor), 1535 nucleotides long. RefSeq names its product butyrophilin subfamily 3 member A2-like. The transcript is spliced from 12 exons. Bases 1 to 1521 code for a protein of 506 amino acids. Lineage: Eukaryota; Metazoa; Chordata; Aves; Accipitriformes; Cathartidae. Gene Ontology annotation, molecular function: protein binding. The record is from RefSeq and is a predicted model, not a curated record.